CAUCUAGUGCCGCAACAUCCAUCCGUGCCUCGGGAGACGGUGCGUGACUUCACAAAGGCAAAAGACAUCUUAUCUCAAUUCAGAUAAAUGCGGUUGUUGCUCCGUCCGCUAUCCGUGUCCUGUAUACCCACCACUUCAAGCCGACUCAUCCUGAGAGCACGCAGUAGCAUCACAGCGACACUGCAAAGAGCCAGGCCCUCCAGCCUCUCACUACAUCCCCAGAACCCUCACCGCAAGGCCUUUAGUACAUCCCAACCCACCCUCCAAAAAGAGAAGAGAAAAAUGACAGACGCAACGUCCCACCCCCUCUCCGGCCUCUGGGCGUCCACUCAAAUAUCGAAGCUGUACUACGGCCCUUCGACCGUCUCAAAGCACCUCCUAGAUUGCCUCCCCAGCAAAUCAAGCAAAGCCUUCAUCAUCACGGGCAACAGCCUCGCCACCAAGACCCCGCUCGUCAAGCAAGUUGAGGAGCUACUAGGCGCCCAGCACGCCGGCACGUUCAGUAACAUCGGGGAGCACGCGCCGGUCGCGCAGCUGGAUGAGGCGACUGAGAUGGUGCAGAAGGACGAGAAGAUCGACACCGUGCUGAGCAUUGGCGGGGGCUCCCCGAUUGAUUCCGCAAAGGCGAUCAGCUACCGCGUGCACGAGAAGAGCGGGAAGUGGAUGUUUCACAUCGCCAUCCCGACGACGCUGUCAGCCAGCGAGUGCACGAUGAUGGCAGGCUUCACGCAGGCGGAUGGCGUGAAAACGGGCGUCCGCGCGGUGGAACUAGUGCCAAACGUUGUCCUGUACGAUGCCUCCUUUGCUUCGCACACGCCGGAGCGGCUGUGGCUGUCGACUGGUAUGCGCGCGUUGGACCAUGCAGUCGAACUGCUGUACCACCCCACGGCGCCGGAGAUGCCGGCGCGCUGGACGUGUUUGCAGGCUGCUGCUUCCUUGUUCGAGGGGCUGAAGGCGUAUAAGGGGGGAAGCAGAGACGAGGAUACCCUGACGAAGCUGCAACUUGCAGCAUUUGCUAGUCUGGGGUUCCUCGGUACGAAUUUGAAGGGCGGGUUGGGCCUGAGCCAUGGGCUGGGGUACGCGCUGGGGAGCCCGUAUGGCAUUCCGCACGGCAUCACGAGCUGUCUUACGCUCGGACACGUUGUCAAGCUCAAGGCCGCUGCGCCGGAAGCUGCGGAGCAGAUUGCGAGGCUGCUUCCUUUCCUGGGAGAAAGCAAGAGUGGGGAUGACAAGAAGGAUGCGGAGAAGGUCGGUCAGCGUAUCCUUGACCUUGUGCAAGACCUCGGGCUGGAUAGCGAUCUGCGGAAUUACAAGGUAGACAAGGAUCAGAUUCCGGUCAUUACGAAGAGGGCGACGGGGCAGGAGGAGGGAGGGGAACUGUAUGGGAAGGUUCAAAAAUUGGUCGAGGGCCUGUUUUGACCCGGUGGCGCGAAGCUGUAAGGUACAUUUACGACAGAAUCCAAGAUUGACGUAUGAGAGAGGUUGACUUGGAGCUGUUUCCCGGUGUAUCACUAUAGCGUCUCGCAAUACAGCCUUCCGGGACAAGUUGUGCCACGGAAACUUAUCAAGAUUAUGUUCAUAGCCAAAACAUUCGAUUUGGCCUGGCAUGCUCCAUGUUCAUGGUAGUAUGCUUGCUGUGCCUGCUUCAGCGG
This is a messenger RNA of Paraphaeosphaeria sporulosa, 1652 nucleotides long. Its product is annotated as Dehydroquinate synthase-like protein. Bases 283 to 1419 code for a protein of 378 amino acids. The record is from RefSeq and is a predicted model, not a curated record. Gene Ontology annotation, molecular function: alcohol dehydrogenase (NAD+) activity; metal ion binding. Gene Ontology annotation, cellular component: mitochondrion. The transcript has a single exon. Lineage: Eukaryota; Fungi; Ascomycota; Dothideomycetes; Pleosporales; Didymosphaeriaceae.